Molecule: messenger RNA, 1458 nt
Organism: Trichomonas vaginalis G3
Lineage: Eukaryota; Parabasalia; Trichomonadida; Trichomonadidae
Product: protein ubiquitination
Exons: 1
Coding region: 1-1458 (485 amino acids)
Molecular function (GO): protein binding
Source: RefSeq, a predicted model, not a curated record
AUGGAUGAUUUGAUUUUUCUGGAAAAUCAGCUAUGUGAUAUUAGCAAUAAUUCAAUCGGAUCUCUUAAGGAGCUCAUCAAGAACAAGUACAUGUACAUGAAAGAAGAUAUUUUCUAUUUCCUUGUUGAUUUAGCAAAAAUCAGAUCAUUAUAUUUUAAUUUAAUCAUGGAACUUAUAAAAUUGGUGAUGCCAGAGAACCCGAUUGUUAGCCAUUCCUCAUUUACAUACUAUUUAAUGGAAAAUGGACUCUUAAAAGGAGAAAAUUUUGUAAUAUCAUCAUCACCCAUGAAUUUCAACAAAACAGAGCUCCCAUUUAGUGAAGAUUCUAUAGGAUAUUCUAUAAUGAAUGAUGAUGUCUCUUCUUUUUCUUCCUUUUUAUGUGAUUUCAAUGAAUUAGAAUUUGAUGUCGAUUAUAAAAGCAAAGACAGAAAAGAAACAGUAUUAGAACUUGCAGCACACAGUGGAAGUGUAAAGAUAUUCAAGUACUUGAUGUUAAAUGGUAUGAAAUUAAACGAGAAAAUUCCAAAUUUCGCAAUAAAAGGUGGAAAUACUGAAAUCUUGGAAAUUCUUUUGCAAAAUGGUUUUAGCUUCCAAAACUAUUUGCUAAAAGCAGUGAAAUACCACAGAAAUGAUGCAGCACAGUGGAUACUCCAAAGCUAUAACUUGAAUCCUGAUAAAUUAGGUCCAUUUUGUUUAGCGCAUCGAAAUUUGUCACUUUUUAUUGAAAAUGGAUAUGAUUUUAAUGUAAGAGACUUUGCUAACAGAAAUUCACUGAUGAUAAGUGUAGAGAAGAGGAAUUUGGAGCUGACAAAGUUCUUAAUCAAAAAGUUUGACAUAAAUGAAUUUGAUAAUUUUGGAUUAACAGCUUUGAUGAUUGCUUGUAACAAUGGAAAUCUCAAUCUUGUUAAAUAUCUUAUUGACAAUGGUGCUGAUGUUAACAUUAAAUCAGAAACUGGUUAUAAGUCACUUCUUUUUAAUAAAGGAAUGAAUGAUGAAACUCAUAAUUUAUCGAAAUACAUCAAAGAAAAUGAAAUGACAAUGGAUUCUUUGGGAUAUGAUGGAACAACUGCACUUCUUUGUGCCGCAAAUUGUGGUUAUGCAGAUAUAUGUAAGUAUCUAAUUGAAAAAGGAUGUGAAAUAAAUUGUUAUGACUCUCAUAGAAAGAAUGCUUUGUUGCAUGCUGUUUCAAUGAGAAAUGUUGAAUUAACAAAGAUAUUGAUCGAGAAUGGUAUAGAUUUAGAUUUCCAAGACAUUGCUGGUAAGACUGCUCUUCACUAUACUGCAUUAGUAAAUGAUGUGGAAAUAGGAAAAAUGUUAAUUAUGAGUGGUGCAAAUCCUCGAAUUGUUGAUGCACAUGGAGAUAUUCCAGUAACUGUUGCAGCAAGAUCAGAAUCAAGAGAAUGGGUUGAUGAGAUAUGCAACUGUAUAAUGGAAUUAAGAAAAAGAAAUAAACUUUAA